Molecule: messenger RNA, 1509 nt
Organism: Fusarium oxysporum Fo47
Lineage: Eukaryota; Fungi; Ascomycota; Sordariomycetes; Hypocreales; Nectriaceae
Product: Aldehyde/histidinol dehydrogenase
Exons: 3
Coding region: 1-1509 (502 amino acids)
Molecular function (GO): aldehyde dehydrogenase (NAD+) activity
Source: RefSeq, a predicted model, not a curated record
AUGGUGUCCUCCAACGCUUUCAGCACCAGCGAGCCUUCUGAGAAGGCCGAUUUCCCGUGGAACAUUGACCAUCUUCCGACGAAGCUUUUCAUCAACAAUGAGUUUGUCGACGCCAAGUCGGACAAGUUUCUCACAGUCUAUAACCCCAAAGAUGGCUCCUUAGUGAGCGAUUCAGUGGCUCUUGCUGGUGAGGAAGAUGUUGAUGCCGCCAUUCAAGCAGCCGAGGCAGCUUUCCCGGCUUGGCGCAAGACUCCUCCCAACAUCCGACGUGACAUGCUUCUCAACCUCGCGUCAAACCUCCUCGAGCACUCGCAGGCCAUGGCGGCGAUGACUCGUGCCACUUUGGGCGGUCCUAUCAGCGUGGCCGGGGCAAUGGAGAUUGGCUUCGCGGUAGAGGCUCUACGCUACUUUGCCGGUUGGACUGACAAACUGGCUGGUGAGACGUACCCAGAAGAGGACGGUUUCUUCAAGCUUGUGCGGCAAGAACCCCUCGGAGUGGUAUCAGGCAUCAUUCCGUGGAACGCGCCGAUUGGGAGUGCAUGUGCCAAGGCGGCGCCAGCGCUGGCAACAGGAAAUUGCUUCAUCCUUAAACUGUCCGAGAAGACGCCCUUCGCUGGUCUUGCAAUGGGGAGUCUCAUCAAGGCAGCCGGGUUCCCGCCUGGCGUAUUCCAGAUCCUCUCGGGAGAUGGCAGCACUGGAGCAAUCAUCGCGAACCACAUGCGUAUCCGCAAGGUCUCCUUUACUGGCUCAACUGCAACAGGUAAGAAGAUCCAGGAAAUGGCCGCCCGGUCCAACCUCAAGCGCGUGACGCUUGAGCUGGGUGGAAAAAGUCCUGCCCUCAUCUUCAACGAUGCAAACAUUGGCAAUGCUGUUACCUGGUGUGUCAAUGCCAUCACUAUCAACACAGGCCAGGCCUGCUUUGCCGCCUCGCGCGUCUAUGUCCAAAGCGGCAUCUAUGAUGUCUUUGUGCAAAGGUUUAGGGCUCUGGUGGAGGAAAAGACCAAGCUCGUUGGUGAUCCUGACGACCCCAAUUCCUUUGUUGGUCCCGUUGUCGACGAGGCACAGUUCAACCGCGUAAUGGGCUUCAUCAACCGUGGCAGUAGCCAGGGAUCACUCCUCGUCGGCGGGAGCAGGCUACAUGACAAGGGUUACUAUGUUGCUCCCACCGUCUUCACUGAUGUGGCCGAGGAUGCCGAGAUCAUCCGGCAAGAGAUCUUUGGUCCCGUGGCGGUGAUCAACCGGUUCGAGUCGGAAGACGAGGUGAUCAAGCUGGCUAACGACACUCGCUACGGUCUUAUGGCGGGAGUAUUUACGCAAGAUAUAACUCGAGCAAUGAGAAUCUCGGCUGAGCUUGAUAGUGGUAUGGUGGGUAUUAAUGCUGUGAGCACCGUCUUCUGGCAGACCCCUUUCGGUGGAACCAAGGAGAGCGGUAUUGGGAGGGAGAACGGGAUCCAUGCUAUCCGAUCGCAUACUGAGCCCAAGACGGUCUUCAUUAACAUGAAGGCAUGA